AUGUUCAACGAGAACUUCUCUUUCGGGUCGGCUCCAAACCCGACGGCGCUACAAUUCAGCGUUGAAGAAUGUACCUCAGCAGACAUCUCACCAUUCACAUCACGUUGCUCAACACCACAUUCUUCGCACGGACCAUUAGCGCGUCGCGACUCCAGAUUCGACGCAUACCGGUCUGCCCCUCGACAUGGAUCCGUCACAGCCCUGACGGCACAGCUGCAAUCGCACGUACUAGACGACCUGGAGAUGCGAUCACCCUCGCCGCCGCCCAUUGACAUGGCAUCCCCUUCAGACUCGUCAUCGACCAUGGAGGACGAAGGUUACUGCGAAGGUGCAGAUACCCCGACCACGACGGUCUCGGACUUCUCGUACGACUCGAACGAAAUUGAUCCGACGCUGUGGGACUUGUCCAUGUCGGAUGCGAUGGUCGCUACAUCAUCACCCCGGCCCUCGUUGUCCCUUGAAGCACAGGCCUUGUCAUCAUACACGAUGCGUCGCCGCCAACGGCAAGCCUUGGUCCGGCUCCAAUGUCUCGCUUCGCGAACACCAGACUUGGCUAUGCUCAUCGAGGAAUGCCAUCCGUCGUCGCUCCCGUUUGAGACGGGAAUCUUGAAAGCGCAUGGGCCGUCGAGGGGGAGGAAGGACUCGUCAAGCAGUGUCUCUGGGCUGGGGAUCUGUGGGAGUGGGUCGAAUUCAGGGCGAAUCGAGAAGGAACGGACGACUCCCUUAGUGGUCAGCAGGAAAUCGCCGCGAAUGAGAAAGCGGACCAGCUGA
Cladophialophora carrionii CBS 160.54 is the source of this 771-nucleotide messenger RNA. RefSeq lists its product as uncharacterized. The transcript has a single exon. Bases 1 to 771 code for a protein of 256 amino acids. The record is from RefSeq and is a predicted model, not a curated record. Lineage: Eukaryota; Fungi; Ascomycota; Eurotiomycetes; Chaetothyriales; Herpotrichiellaceae.